Gadus macrocephalus (Pacific cod) is the source of this 4033-nucleotide messenger RNA. RefSeq lists its product as uncharacterized. Gene Ontology annotation, biological process: proteolysis. The record is from RefSeq and is a predicted model, not a curated record. Gene Ontology annotation, molecular function: serine-type endopeptidase activity. Lineage: Eukaryota; Metazoa; Chordata; Actinopteri; Gadiformes; Gadidae.
AGAAUGAACCACCUGGUUCUCGAUCCACCUUUUCGCUUGGUGCUCGUCCCCACUUGGGAGGGGAGAUAAACAUGGCCAAGAAUCGUCUGACAACCCUGGAGAAGAGCCUGAUCCUGCUGUUUGUGCUCCUGACGGGAGCAUGCGUGGGCCUGGUGGCCAUAUACUUCACUGAGAAGAACCAAGGCGCUCCCAUUGGUGCAGAGGGUCUGGACUCAGGAUGUGGAGGCCCCCAGGAGCUGUCUGGGGAUUCCGGAACCUUCACCAGUUGGCGCUUCCCCAAUCACUAUGACAACGGCAGGGGCUGUUCCUGGCAAAUCACUGUGGCUGCGGAUAAGGUGAUCCAGCUGUGGUUUGAGGAGUUUGCAUUGGAGGAUUCAGAUAUGUGUGUGUCCGACUUUGUCACCCUGAGGGACUCACUAGGAAUCAUGGGUAAGUAUUGCGGCUACACCAAGCCCAGGACCCUGGUGACCCUGGAGAACCGGCUGAUGGUCUACUUCGACAGCAACGACUUGAAGACAGACCAAGGCUUCAAGGCCCAUUACAAGGCUGUCGCUCCAGAGAGCACCGGAGAAAUAGCCGGGGCAGGGGGCUCUCUGCAAGGUGACCAGGGGCAUCUGUUGACCCCCGGAUUCCCAGCACAGAAUUACCAAAAUGGAGCAUUUUACCAGUACGUCCUCCCUCCCGUGCUGGUGAGCGCCGGCGACACCGUGGAGGUCAGCUUCCGCUCCGACAGCCUCACCGACCGAGGGUUCUCCGUCAAGUGGCGCGCUGUCUACCCCGAGGACAUCCCAGAGAUCCAGGGUUGUGGCGUGUCGAGCCACCAGGAGAAUGGGAUCAUCAAAUCCCCAAACUGGCCCAUGAAUUACAAGCCCAAUGGAGAGUGCUUGUGGACCGUUGAGGUGCCAGCGGGCAAACGCAUCCAGCUGAGUUUCACCCACUUUGACAUCGAGGCCAAAUCUCUGAUAAGCCCAAAAUGUCUGGACUACGUCGAGAUACAGGACAUCAGAACCGGCGAUGGCGUACUGUUGGACAAUUAUGGUCCAUUCUGUGGCUCCAAGCUGCCGCCGUCCGUCCAGACGAAGGGCAACCGGCUGGUGAUGCGCUUCACCUCUGACCUGUUCACCGAAGGCUCGGGCUUCAGGGCCUACUGGUCCACCGACGCCAGCCUGCCCGCCCCCACCGAGCCCCCGACCCCACCCAACCCCUGGGACGACCUCGCCAUAGACUGGCCUGUGACGUGUGGAAAACCUACAACCCCCCCCACUGUGAACGCCCGCAUCGUUAACGGAGAACCAGCUAAGCCCAACUCCUGGCCCUGGCAGGUGUCCAUGCAGGUGUGGCCAGCGAAUCGUCCUACUCCAAGCUUCUCUCACACCUGCGGUGGCACACUGAUUCAUAAGAACUGGGUGCUCACUGCAGCCCAUUGCUUCAUAAACUAUGCGGACGAGCUGCAGCGCUGGCGCAUGUGUCUGGGCAAACACAACCUGACCUAUGAGGAGCCCAGCGAACGCUGCUUCCAGGUGUCCGGCAUCUUCCGGCACGAGGGCUUCAAGUACCCCACCCUGCCCACGGUGGAGUACGACAUCGCCCUGGUGCGGCUGAGCAGCGCGGUGGAAGAGAGCCCCGAGGUGGCGUACGCCUGCCUGCCCAGCCCGGACGAGGUCCUGACAGGGGGGAAGGUCUGCUACGCCACGGGCUGGGGCGACGAAACCGGCAGCUCCAUGAACCCCAAGGUGGCAGAGGCGCUGAACCAGGUGGCCCUGCCCGUGAUGCCCUAUGCCACCUGCAAGAGGAUGGACUACUGGUGGUUCCAGGUGAAGAGCUCCAUGAUCUGCUGUGGGUACACCCUUCCUGACGAGCUCAAGUCCGUCUGCCAGGGGGAUUCAGGCGGACCCCUGGUGUGCCAGGACUCCCCCACCAGCCCCUGGGAGGUGCACGGCAUCACCAGCUUCGGCCCCAUCGGCUGCAUCAUGGACAAGAAGCCCUCUGUGUUCACCCGCUCCUCCGCCUACAUCCCCUGGGUCCACAACGCCGUCCGCAGGGACAUGUACCGCACCCACACCUCUGGAUGUGGCGGGCCCAAGGUCCUGACUGGCCCUACCGGGGGAAACAUCUCCUCCAUGGGCUUCCCCGGUAGCUACAGCAACCAGGCCGCCUGCCAGUGGACCAUCCGAGCCCCCGCCGGCCAGCUAGUUCACCUCCACUUCCACCAGCUGAGCCUUGAGGAGAGCAUGCUCUGCAUCAACGACAAGCUCUCCGUCACAGACAGCCUGGGCAGCCUAGGAACCUUCUGCAGUCACAGCGCUCCUCAGGACCUGGUGAGCCACGGAGAGGAGCUCCACAUCAGCUUCUCCUCCAACUCCCGCGUGGUGGACACCGGCUUCCUGGCCUCUUGGAAGGCCGAGGACCCCGCCUCCCAGGCUGCCUGUGGAGGUCGCUUCAGCAGCAACCAGGGGGAGAUCACCUCUCCAGGCUGGCCCAGCGACUACCCCGGCCAGGCCGUCUGCACCUGGCAUAUCACCAUCCCCUCCGCAACCGCCAUACACCUGGCCUUCACCCACUUUGAGGUCCAGGCUGUCAACCAGGUCGGCAUGUGUCUAGACUACGUGGAUAUCUUCCAGGGGACGGACAUGCCAUCCAAAGGUCGGUUCUGUGGGUUUGCCCCGCCUCCGAAGAUCACCAUCGACGGCAACACAGCAAUUAUUCGGUUCCUUAGCAACGGAGACAAUCAUCAGAGCGGCUUCCGUGGGUACUGGACCACCGACGCCAACGUGUUCCCCACUUUGCCUCCUCCACCCGUCAACCCAUGGGACAGCAUCAUCGUCACCUGGCCGGCGGACUGUGGCAGCCCGGCAGUGACCCCCAGCACCGCCACCCUCAGGGUGGUCAACGGGGUGGAGGCAGUGCCCCACUCCUGGCCCUGGCAAGUCUCCAUGCAGGCUACUCCUAUGGCUGCCAUUCCCUACAUGCACGGCUGCGGAGGCUCCCUGAUCCAUGAGGAGUGGAUCCUCACUGCGGCCCAUUGCUUCAUGAUGCCGCUGAACAACCCCACGUUCUGGCGCAUGUGUCUGGGAAAGCACCACAUGAACUCGUCCGGGGACGUGCCCUCGGCGGAGGCCUGCUACCAGGUGGACGGCAUCGUGCGCCACCCGGCCUUCGUCUACGAGACGGACCGCGGCGACAUCAGCAACGACGUGGCGCUGGUGCACCUGGCGCGGCCCGUCAGCAUGACCCGGGAGAUCAGCCCCGUGUGCAUGCCCGCGCCCGGGGCAGUGCUGCCCGCCGGGACCCCCUGCUACGUCACCGGCUGGGGUGACGAGAAAGGGAACUUGUUCCCCAAGGUGUCCCAGCAGCUGAACCAGGCCGCCCUCCCAGUCGUGGACUUUGGGACCUGCAGUAAGCCAGCCUAUUGGUGGGACGUCCUGCGACCCUCGAUGAUUUGCGCCGGCUACGAGUCCCCAGAUGAGCUCAAAUCAGCCUGCCAGGGUGACUCCGGGGGUCCGUUCGUCUGUCAGACCACCGGGGCCACCAAGUCCAGCUGGGAGGUCCAUGGGAUUGUGAGCUUCGGGGCCCAGGGCUGCAUCAAGGACAAGAAGCCCUCGGUCUUCACCCGGGUCUCGGCCUUCAGCGGCUGGAUCGAGGACAACAUCAGGAAGUUCAUCUAUGAGAGAGUUUAGAAACAAUGUCAGCGUUUUGAGAAAAUGGUUUGGCUGGGGUUUCUUACUCUUAAUGCCUGAACGCUAUGUGCCUCCUAGUUUAAAUGGACGUGUCAUUCAGAGUGAGUGGGUGACUUCAUUUACCUUCAUGAUGCAUAUGUGGGUAGCUCCACUUGGGCUCGACUGAGGUGUUGCCUUUCAGAUGAAAUACACCUUCAGGUGCUUUUUUUUAUUGGUUGCUGGUUAACGAGCUUGAACACUCAUUAGGCAUUCCUCCAUAAUUAAGGACAAAUUCUUCGACGGUGUGCAAUAAGGCCCUGCUAAUAAGAGUUGUGAAUACUGAAUACUGAAAUAGAAGAAUGUUUACUCCCUUUAAA